Molecule: messenger RNA, 906 nt
Organism: Aphis gossypii (cotton aphid)
Lineage: Eukaryota; Metazoa; Arthropoda; Insecta; Hemiptera; Aphididae
Exons: 5
Coding region: 391-906 (171 amino acids)
Source: RefSeq, a predicted model, not a curated record
UAUACAUUUUCGAAAACCAGAUACAUUUAAAGAAAUAUAAUAUGGGUCACAUGAAAAACUAUAGAUGCUCAUUUGCAAAGAUGUAUAUAAUAACACUACACCUACUAGCGGGUGGCGCCACUAAACAUUUUCGAAAACCAGAUACAUUUAAAGAAAUAUAAUAUGGGUCUCAAUGAUCAUUUUUGAAAACUAAUAUCAAGAUCGCAUUUUAAGAAAAAGACGGGUAUUUUUCAAAGUAAAAAGGUACACCCCCUAUUAGUGGGGUUGUUAGGUACAUUUUACGAAAAGCAAACAUAGUUUUCGAUUAUUCAGUCUUAUAUUUUACCGCGUACAAGGCAGUACAAGAUUUCUUCAGCUAACGAAAAAUUCAACAAGUCCAAGCUGUUAAACAUGACGAACAACUACAAUGAAUUCGAUAUUCAAGAAAUAAUCAACGAAUCGCUGAUAUUCCCGUCAUCAAUGAUAGAGAGUACGACUAUUCCAUAUAGUCCCAUAACUCCAUCGGAAGCUUUUUCACCUGACAUGUUCCCGUCAUCAAUGAUAGAGAGCAUAACUGCUCUAUAUAGUGCAAUAACUCCACCGGAAGCUUUUUCACCUGACAUGUUCCCGUCAUCAAUGAUAGAGAGCAUAAAUGUUCCAUAUAGUGCAAUAACUCCACCGGAAGCUUUUUCACCUGACAUGUCCCCAUCGCCAAGCAUGUUACACAUGCUUCCGUUAAAGACUCCUCGCGAGUUUCACAAUUUGAUUAUCGGGGUUAUUAAACAAUGCGAGAUCAAGUCUUCUUCCUGGGGUGACGAUGAGGACGAAAAUCACGCGCUGAAUAUGGUUAUGGAGCGGUAUGAAAAUACCAUCACCGCCGCUUCUGAUGACUGGGGGGGGGGGGGGGUAACGAAGAAGAAAAUGUGA